Molecule: messenger RNA, 2457 nt
Organism: Ceutorhynchus assimilis (cabbage seed weevil)
Lineage: Eukaryota; Metazoa; Arthropoda; Insecta; Coleoptera; Curculionidae
Source: the annotation of a GenBank genome assembly
AUGUCUCAGGGCGACGGUGGUAUUUGUGCGGCAUGUAAUCAGGCUAUCACCAGAAGACAUUACUCAAUUCUUUGCUUUUUAUGUGAUAAAUGGAAUCACAAUAAAUGCGUCGAUCUAUCGGUUCCUCAAUUAAAAUUUUAUGAGAGCGAACUUAAAAAACCUGAUGGUGAUCGCUGGAGUUGUCUAUCUUGCCUAAGAGAAACCGUACAGAAAUCCCAGACGGCUCGUAAAUCGAUAGGUGGGGUGCAGAAUAAAUCAGGUAUCCCUCCUGUAUCCUCUGCUUCUAUGACUCUGGAGGACAUUAUGCAUAACCUCAACUGCAUGGAAUUGGCUAACAAGGACCUACUUGAUAUGUAUAAUAAGCAAUUGGAAGUGAACAACCUUCUCCGCUCAGAGAUGGAUAACCUAAGUUCUAGACUUACCACUGCUGAGACUGCAUUGAGGGAUCUAAAUCGUAAUCCCCCUAUGGAAGCAAAUAAUCUAAACAUUGCCAGAAACAUCGAAGAUAGAGCUAAUUGUCCCAACUCAGUCACAGAUAAUCACACAACCAAAAAAUGUUUCGUAAAUUUUGAUGAAGAACAGCAUAAAAUACAAACCUCUUCAAUGGUAAAGAAAUUAGCUUCAACUACUGAAAAUAAUGAAGGGUUAGUUCCUGAUUUAGAGGAUGAUCAGAGUAUAAACUCAGAUACAGAUUCUAGAAGCUCUUCAAAAAAUCCUUAUUCUUCAGAUGAUUCAAUAAGGGAUCCGGAUUACGAAAGUUCUUCAAGCAGUUCUAGCAGCGAUAGUGAAUCUGAAAAUAAUAAUGUAGGUCCUGGUAAUAUGCACAAUUUGGAAGAUACUGAAGCUGACCCUCAGAAGAAGGCUAAAAAAAGAAAAUCGUGUCCCGAAAAUUGGCGAACGAAUAUUUUAAAAUGGCUAAGGAAUUCAGGAAAGUCGUAUGUUUCUUGUGGCAAGAAACAUCAACAGGUCGCAGAACGAAAAAAAGGCCCACCUUGUAACGACACUAAGUGCAGAUUAAAAUGUAGCUUAAAGAUUCUGGGCGACAUACGAGAAGCUAUUUUCACAGAUUACUGGAAUCUAGGUGACUUAGAAAAACAGCGAUGCUUUUUGAUGGCAAAUAUGGAACAAAUAAAUCCCAAAUACCGAUACGUCAGGGAUGGAAGUUAUCGCAAACCUAACCAUGCUUUUUAUUUUACAGUUGGCGGCAAAAAACACCGCGUCUGCAAACUGUUUUUUAGGACAACGUUAGCGAUGAGGGGCAAGCAUGGAAAGCAUACACGAGUGGAUGAAGAAAUUAAAGAUGACGUUCGAAAUCAUAUUGAUUCAAUUCCCAGAAAAGAAAGUCACUAUUCGCGUGAAGGCACUUCCAGAGAAUUUAUAGACGGUGGAAAAUCAUUGGCAGACAUCCAUCGUGACUAUGUGGCUAUUUCUAAAGCUAAAGAGCGGCACUAUGCGAAUUAUCUUAUGUUUAGCAGAAUUUUCAACACUGAAUAUAAUAUUUCCUUUUUCAUACCCAAAAAAGAUCAGUGCGAGGAUUGUAUCGCAUAUUUUAAUGCAUCGGAGGAAGAUAAAGUGACUUUAAAAGAAAAAUACGAUACACAUCUUCGCGAGAAGGAGCUUUCUAGACAGGAAAAACAGAACGACAAAAAAAACAAUGACGACAAUACGAUUAUUGCUGUAUAUCUACAGGCAGUACUGCAGUGUCCCAGGGGAGAUGUGUCUAGUUUUUAUUAUACCUCAAAGCUGAACGUGUUUAAUUUUUCAAUAUACGAAAUGAAGACUAACACUGGGCGAUGCUUUGUUUGGGAUGAUUCCGAAGCAAACAGAGGAGUUUGCGAAAUAGGCACCUGUGUAUUCAAAUACCUUCAAAACCUGGAAACAUACGCAACUGAAGAUAAAAAAUUAGAUGUAAUAUUCUACUCGGACAAUUGUUGUGGGCAACAAAAAAAUCGAUUUAUGUUUGGAAUGUAUUCGUAUGCUGUUCAAAAUCUCUCAUUUAUUAAUUCUAUAACACACAAGUUUCUCAUCAAAGGUCACACUCAAAAUGGAGGGGGUAGCAUGCACUCUGUUAUCGAAAAACAAAUUAAAAAGGCUCUUAAAUCUGGGUCCAUAUACGUUCCUCAACAGUACAUUACUCUUAUGCGGACCGCAAAAAAAUCUGGGCAGCCUUACAUAGUAACAGAAACUCAAUCUUUCGUAAAAAAUCCAGGAGACACAGACAACGUAAUUGAUCGAUUUUCAAAUGACAUAGAUACUAAUUUUCCCGAUCAAAUUAAUAAUCCUGAAUCUAUCGAAUUAAUUAAUGAGCUUCAAAACAUACCAACUAAAAGUCCUGAAAAUGUACCAAUAAUUCCAAAUCCUGAAUUACCAUCAACUUCAAGAGUUAACAUUAUUGAAAACAUUCAAAUCAGACCCCCAAUCAAUAACAAAGAUUUAUCUAGUAUUGGUACUAGAUGA